CAAGGUCACAUGUCGUAAUUUCCUCGUCGGUGGCGUUCAUUUAAUUGCUGCUGUGGAUCUUAAUUAAAAAUCUUAAAGAGGCUUCCUCUGCCCGCCUGAAUGCCAUCAAUCAUAGUUUCUUUUUAAUAGUGCCUGAUCCUGUGAAAUGAUGGGUAAGACGAGUAAGAAUAGCUGAAAAUUUGAAUAGUGAUCCAACAAUUAAGUUUCCCUGAAAUAGAUGCACACAGCAAAGGAGAAAAAUCUUUUGUCGGACGAAGAAGGGAAGGAUGGGCGACUAUAAUUUUCGAUUCAAAAUUUAAAAAAGCGGGAAACGCCCUAGACUCUGUGGAUAUUUUUCUACGUUUGGUUCUUUUUUAAAAGUUCUCUUUUCAACGAAAAGUUUAUUGGGAAGAGCGGAAGAUAAUGGGAAAAAAAGUGUUUGCGCUUGGAAUGGGCGUGUCGUAUGGGAAAAGGAACGAUUGGGCCACCUAACGGAUGUAAACAUAAUUUGUUGUGUAUCUUACGUGUGCAGGCGCGUUAAUGCAUAAUGCGAGGCCAUUGCAUUUUUAUCUUUGUGAAAGCUAGGUUUGAAUCAUUUUUACUGUGGCUCAUUCAAAUGAUCAUUAAUUUCCAACAUUUUAAAUUUCUCUGUCUAAUAACAGAAUCUUACGUAAAGUGCUACGUAUGUUAUUUGCCUGUUUUAAGCCGUUAAACAUCUGAUGUGAUUCCUGUUGAAGAACAGUAAAUAAUAGUCAGCUUAUUACAAAAAUGGAUGCCGACAAAAACUUAAUUGAAUGGAAUUCGGAGACCACUGAAACUCGAAAAUACCGAGCGUGCACGUCAUUGCAUCUCACGUUUAGCGAUCUCAGUUAUACCGUCGGAGAAGGAAAUAAUUGUAAGCAAAUUUUACACGAAAUUUGUGGGGUUUUCAAAUCGGGUCAGCUUUCAGCCAUUCUAGGACCUUCUGGGGCGGGGAAAAGUUCUUUGAUGAACAUUUUAGCAGGCUUAAAGAAAAAUGGGAUAUUGGGUCGAGUCGAAGUCAACGGGACUGAACGAGACUUCAAAACAUUCCGCAAACAGGCGGCGUACAUCACGCAACAAGAUUAUCUUUUGUCAGACUUAACCGUCGACGAGUACAUGACUGUCGCUGCUCAUUUGAAAUUGGGCAACAACGUUUCCGUGAAGGAAAAGAAAUCUACAAUUGAGCAAAUUUUGAAGACAUUGGGUUUAACGAGAGCACAGCAGACGAGAGUGAAGUGCUUAUCCGGAGGUGAACGUAAAAGGCUUUCCAUCGCGCUGGAAUUAAUCGACAAUCCAGCCAUCCUCUUUCUGGACGAACCAACCAGCGGAUUGGAUAGCUCAUCGAGUUUGCAAUGCAUCGAUUUGUUGCGCAAUAUCGCCAUGAGUGGUCGGACGGUGAUCGCUACCAUCCACCAGCCAAGUUCCAGGUUGCUGGAUUACUUCCAUCAUCUGUACAUUGUUACUAGCGGUUGUUGCAUGUACCAAGGGCCUGUCGAAUCUUUAGUACCUUAUCUCCAGAGCAUGAAUUUGAUAUGUCCAAAUUACUACAACCCAGCCGAUUUUGCAAUUGAUGUGGCUUCUGGAGAAUACAGUAACGUCCUGCCCAAAUUGAUAUCUGGAAUUGGAAACGGUCGCCGCAGCAUUUUACGAGAAUGUCCCUCGUCGUUACCUACAUCAACGGCAGAAUUCUUUACUCACGAUGCAACAUUUUGUUACGAUGAGAAUGCCAACUUGGGCAGACAAGCAGAGACUGGAGCUGGAAUUAAACAGCGAUUUAUGUACACCGCUCCGUUUCAUACUCAAGUGACUAUUCUUCUUCUACGAGCGUUGACAACUAUUUGGAGAGAAAAGAUUUUGACUCGGAUGCGCUUUAUUCUUCACGUAUUCGUGGCGACACUGAUGGGCCUUCUCUACUGGCAAGUCGGAGACGACGCAGCCUUCAUAUUUAACAAUGCUGGCAUGAUUUUUUUCAACCAGAUAUUCAUUCUUUACGCCGCUCUAGUGCCAACUAUUCUGACGUUUACUUUGGAAAGGAAAGUGCUGGUUCGAGAACAUUUGAAUAAUUGGUACAACCUCAAAGCCUACUACCUUGCCAAGAUGCUAGCCGACAUACCGUUUCAGAUCAUUCUACCGCUGGUCUACAUGGUGAUAGUCUACUUCAUGACGGGUCAACCAAUAGACUUUGAACGCUUUAGCAUGCUGUCGGUCAUCACAAUCUGGAUAUCGCUGAUUGGGCAAGGAUUUGGACUGUUCUUUGGAGCUAUUUUCAGGAUUGAUGAAGCUACUUUUAUUGCCCCCAUCGCUGCCAUUCCAUUUCUGCUUUUAUCAGGAUUCUUUUGCCAUUUGAACCAUAUCCCUUCUUACCUGAGAUGGCUAAGUUAUUUCAGUGUUCUUCGUUACGGUUUCGAAGGAUCGAUGCUGUCGGUUUACGAUAACAAUCGAACGAGUCUCGCUUGUUCAGACUCCUUCUGCCAUUUUCGCUAUCCUCAAAAGUUCCUUCAAUAUUUUGGCUUUGCCCAAAGUUCCUACUAUUUCAAUGUUGUCGGUCUUUUGAUUAUGUUCCUCGUAAUAAGAGUAGCUGGUUAUUUCGCGCUGCGUUACAAACUGAGACAUGUGCGUUGAGUAGUGGUUAAAAAAAAAAACGCCAUUUCUUUUUUAAAAGCGAAAAUAUUCUACUCCAAAAUAAGUCACAAAAAAAUAGAAAUACAACCUAACCUAACAAAUUCAUCGGCCUUGACCACCUUUUCGUUACCCAGUCGGCCAGUCCAUCAGGCCAAUUUUUCCUUCUCCUCCUUUCAACGUGAAGCCUAAUGACAUGUUUUUGUUCAGUUGGGCGUAUACUUAAGGUUGAAGCCAUCAGUUGUUAUUCGGAGCCACGUCAUAAUUCGUGUUCACUUUUAUGGUGCAGUGAGCUGUUACCAAAACAAAGUUUGGGAUCUUUUGGUAUGUUAUUCCAUGCGUUGGGUAAUUUGUUUAUAACUUGUUAGAAUGUGUGACAUCAAAAUGUGAGUAUUGUCGAGUAUUGUUUAUUAUUUUACCUUUUACCUAAUUUUUUCUCUGAUUAAAUUUAGUACUAUA
Messenger RNA from Daphnia pulicaria, 3078 nucleotides. Its product is annotated as ATP-binding cassette subfamily G member 4-like. Gene Ontology annotation, molecular function: ABC-type transporter activity; ATP binding; ATP hydrolysis activity. Gene Ontology annotation, cellular component: plasma membrane. The transcript has 12 exons. Bases 748 to 2622 code for a protein of 624 amino acids. Lineage: Eukaryota; Metazoa; Arthropoda; Branchiopoda; Diplostraca; Daphniidae. The record is from RefSeq and is a predicted model, not a curated record.